AAAACUCUCACUUCCUCAGACACCGCCGCUCUCCGCACGAUGCCGCGAAGUGUCCGCGUGGCCGUUUGUAACGUAGUGUAGCGACGAGAGGCUAGCUGGCGUGCUAGCUUGAUUUAGCCUCACUGCCUGACAGCCGACGUCCAUAGCCUGUAGCCUACUGGGAACUUCCUCCUGAACAACGUGAGACUUUGGGAAUGUUGUUUUCAUCCUAACUGUAACCCAAGGUACGAGUUAACAGGCGGCCUACUUGGUCUGGUGAGGUAAGGAUAGGUGAAACCAUCAUGACAGACAAAGUCCGUUUGUGUUCAACUUCCCUCGGAGUGGAGGGAAUGACCUGUAGCUCCUGUGUCCAGUCCAUAGAGAAGCGUGUUGGGUCUCUGCCAGGAGUGAUACAUAUAAAGGUGUCUUUGGGGCUAAGGAAUGCCACUGUCAUAUUUGACCACAGCCAACACAGUCCAGAGUCCCUGUCAGAGGCUAUCGAGGACAUGGGCUUUGAAUCAAGUCUGUCAGACUCCAACACAGCCACACCGGUCUCGACAGAUACCCAGCUGAUAUCCACCUCAGGCCUGACACCUGCAGACGAAGAGGAGGCUUUGGAGAAGCUGUCCAAAAUCCAGGGAGUGCUGGAUGUCGGAAAGAGCCAGGUUCAGAUGGGUCUCGUUGUCACCUUUGUCCCCUCCCUCACUUCACCGCUGCACCUGAGCGAGUUGGUGGCCGGCCUGACGGCUAUGGAGAUCCCUGCAACCAGCAGCCCUGUGCAGGAAGGCCCAAACUUGUCCCCAUCUCAAUGCAGGUCAGGAGGGUUGUCACUGCUGAAGUUGUGCAUUGAGGGAAUGACGUGCCACUCCUGCACCAGCACUAUUGAAGGGAAGAUUGGAAAACUGAAAGGGGUUGAAAAGAUCAAAGUUGUUUUAGACUCUCGGGAAGCUACAAUCGUGUACCUGCCUUACCUCAUCACUGUCCAAACCAUCAUCGACCAGAUUGCUGUUGCCGGCUUCAAGGCUUUGGUCAAGUCCAAGCCCCGCCCACUGCAGCUGUCCCCCGGUGAAAUCGAACGUUUUCUUCAUUCUCAAAGACCGACAGCUUCUUCACCGUCGGAGACGUCUGAGGAGACUUCUGAGAUCUUUAUAGACAUAACACUUGUCCUGCUCAGGGUGAAAGGCAUGCACUGCCGCUCCUGUGUGGUCAAUAUUCAGGACAAUAUCGCUAUGCUGCCUGGUGUCACCUCUGUGGAGGUCUCUCUGGAAAAGGAGAAGGCUUCCAUCUGCUACGACCCUCUCAGUAUCACAGUGCCUCAGCUGCAGCAGGCAAUCGAGGCACUGCCUCCCGGACACUUCAAGACCGAACCCUGGGACUCCACUGGCCCUCUUAGUCCUGUAUCCAUAUCGCCCAAGCCUGCCUUAUCACCUUCCUCCCAGCCUCGUUUUACCCAGCCUCUGGCAUCUGUAGUUAAUAUUCACAUUGAGGGCAUGACAUGCAACUCCUGUGUCCAGUCCAUCAAAGGCAUGAUCUCUCAAAGGAAGGGGGUCGUGUCAGCACAGGUCUCGUUAGCUGAUCACCAGGGGAUCUUUGAAUAUGAUUCCCUCUUGACCACACCAGAGGAGCUGAGGGAGGCCAUAGAGGACAUGGGCUUUGACGCCUUCCUACCUGCGACCAAUUCUCUGCUGCCUUCGCCGGAUCUCAGUGUCUCAAAGUCUUCAGGUCUUGCACUUUUGAAAGAUUCAGAGAUGGACAGUGACCCACAAAAAGAAACCCCCCAGGGUCGGAACAGAGACAGCCACUCUAAAUGCUUCAUUCAGAUUGGAGGGAUGACCUGUGCUUCCUGUGUGGCAAACAUCGAGCGAAACCUUAAGAAUGAACCUGGUAUAUACUCUGUUCUGGUCGCACUGAUGGCCAGUAAAGCAGAGGUGCGUUACAACCCCGAAGUCAUGGACCCUGUGAAGAUAGCCGAUUGUGUGAAGGAGCUGGGCUUCACCGCCUCUGUGAUGGAGAACUAUGAAGGUUCAGAUGGAAACCUAGAACUAGUGGUCAGGGGAAUGACAUGUGCAUCUUGUGUUCACAAAAUUGAAUCCCGCCUUAUGAGAGAAAAGGGGAUUAUAUAUGCCUCUGUUGCCUUGGCAACCAACAAAGCACACGUUAAGUACGACUCAGAAAUUAUCGGGCCACGAGACAUCAUCAAGCUGAUCGAGAAUCUUGGGUUUGAAGCAUCUCUUGUGAAGAGGGACCGUACUGCCAGUCACCUGGACCACAGCAAGGAGAUACGACAGUGGAGGAAAUCUUUCCUGGUGAGCUUGAUAUUCUGCGUGCCGGUGAUGGGCAUGAUGAUGUACAUGAUUAUUAUGGACCACCAGAUGAAUGCUUCACAUCAGCACAAUGCAACGGUGGAGGACCGCAACCAUUACCACUCCACCAUGUUCCUGGAGAGACAGCUGCUCCCAGGUCUCUCCAUCAUGAACCUCCUCUCCUUUCUCUUCUGCGUCCCUGUGCAGUUUAUUGGAGGUCGUUACUUCUACAUUCAAGCUUACAAAGCAGUCAAACACCGAUCGGCCAACAUGGACGUGCUUAUCGUUCUAGCUACCUCCAUAGCCUUCACCUACUCGCUGAUCGUCCUAAUAGUGGCCAUGGCGGAGAAGGCCAAAGUCAACCCCAUCACCUUCUUCGACACGCCACCUAUGCUCUUCGUCUUCAUCUCUCUGGGACGCUGGCUGGAACAGAUAGCUAAGAGCAAGACGUCUGAGGCUUUGUCCAAGCUUAUGUCUCUACAAGCCACCGAGGCCACAGUGGUCACUCUCGGUAGUGACAUGUCUGUUCUCAGCCAGGAGCAGGUGGACGUCGAGCUGGUGCAGAGGGGUGACGUGGUGAAAGUCGUCCCCGGAGGGAAGUUUCCAGUCGACGGGAGAGUUAUCGAGGGACACUCGAUGGCUGACGAGUCUCUAAUCACAGGUGAGGCCAUGCCAGUGACGAAGAAGCCCGGGAGCUCUGUGAUCGCCGGUUCCAUUAACCAGAAUGGCUCUCUGCUCAUCAGCGCUACACAUGUUGGCAUGGACACAACGCUGUCACAGAUUGUCAAGCUCGUGGAGGAGGCUCAGACUUCAAAGGCUCCCAUCCAGCAGUAUGCAGAUAAGAUCAGUGGCUACUUUGUGCCCUUCAUUGUUGGUAUAUCUGUCCUCACACUGCUCGCCUGGAUCAUCAUUGGGUUUUUGGACUUCUCUUUAGUGGAGAAGUACUUUCCUGGUUAUGACAAGAGCAUUUCCAGGUCAGAGGCAGUGAUUCGCUUUGCCUUCCAGGCCUCCAUAACCGUGUUGUGCAUCGCCUGUCCCUGUUCCCUUGGAUUGGCGACCCCGACAGCUGUCAUGGUGGGCACAGGAGUUGGAGCCCAAAAUGGCAUUCUGAUAAAGGGAGGAGAGCCUCUUGAGAUGGCGCAUAAGGUACAAAUUGUGGUGUUUGAUAAGACUGGCACCAUCACAUAUGGUGCUCCGAAGGUUAUCCAAGUCAAGAUAGUUGUGGAGGGGAACAAGAUGCCUCGUUCCCGACUGCUGGCCAUCGUGGGUACAGCCGAGAACAACAGUGAACACCCUCUGGGAGCGGCCAUCACCAAGUACUGUAAACAGGAGCUUGGCACAGAGUCUCUUGGCACGUGCACAAACUUCCAGGCGGUGCCAGGCUGUGGCAUCCGAUGUCAGGUCAGAAACACUGAGACGCUGCUGAAACAGGCGGACAGUGACAGCGAAGACAACAACCAGCGGAACAGCAUCCUCGUCCAGAUCAGUGACACCAGGACAACCAGCAGUUCCCAUCCACUCAUCAUGGACCCACAGCCUCUGAGCCUCGUCCCGACAGCCACUUACGUUGUCCUGAUUGGCAACCGAGAGUGGAUGAGGAGGAACUGCCUGCAGAUCAGACCUGAUGUCGAUGAGGCCAUGACAGAGCACGAGCGCAGGGGACGCACUGCUGUUCUAGUAGCUGUAGAUGACCUGCUGUGUGCAAUGAUAGCCAUCGCUGACACAGUGAAACCAGAGGCUGAUCUUGCCGUACACACUCUGACCAACAUGGGUCUGGAAGUUGUGCUGAUGACUGGAGACAACAGCAAGACGGCUCGGGCCAUCGCUGCUCAGGUGGGAAUCAGGAAAGUGUUUGCUGAGGUGCUUCCCUCCCACAAGGUGGCCAAGGUGGAACAGCUGCAGCAGGAAGGCAAGAUAGUGGCCAUGGUGGGAGACGGUGUCAACGACUCACCCGCUCUGGCCAUGGCUGACGUGGGCAUCGCCAUAGGAACGGGGACUGAUGUGGCCAUAGAAGCAGCAGAUGUGGUGUUGAUCAGGAACGACCUCUUGGACGUGGUGGGCAGUAUUGACCUCUCGAAGAAGACUGUCAAGAGGAUCAGGAUCAACUUCAUAUUCGCUCUUGUCUACAACCUAGUUGGCAUUCCUAUCGCUGCUGGCGUUUUCCUUCCCAUUGGUCUGGUGCUACAGCCGUGGAUGGGCUCUGCUGCGAUGGCACUGUCGUCCGUCUCUGUGGUCUUGUCCUCACUUUUACUCAAAUGUUACACUAAACCCACUGCAGAGAUGUUGGAGGCGCGACUGGGUAACAGCAGGCGGCAGGGGAGCCUCUCUGAUGUCAGCAUCCACAUCGGCAUGGGCGAGAUGCGUCGUCCUUCUCCCAAACUCAGCCUGCUCGAUCGCAUCGUCACCUACAGCCGGGCCUCGAUCAACUCCCUGCGCUCCGACAGGCACUCGCUCAACAGCUUGGUUCUCAGCGAGCCCGACAAACACUCUCUGCUGGUGGGGGAGGCAGUGUGUGAGGAGGAGCUUUGCUGAAUACGCAGGCCUCACAUGGGCCCGUGGUGGCUUUUGUGAGUAUAAGAGCAACUGCAUUUGUUCAAUUUGCGAGGCCACGCAGACAGGGUUUUGUUGAGUAGUGGCCCAUCCAUCAGCUGUAGGUGCCUCGGGGCGGCACUGUCGACCUGAAGAGAGCUCAUCUGGCCCUUUUCUUUUCUUUUAGCUCAACAAGCAGAUCACAUGCUGGAGUUGUUUCUCCUCCUUCAGUAGCAGACUAUCUUUUGUUGAGGUAACUGCCCUGGGGCAUGUUUUUUUGCCCAACACAUAGACACUUUGGUCCUCUGACAGUGAGUGUGCAGGGGCACGAAGCCUCGUCAGAGCCUCGGAGCAGGGGUCCACAUCGAGGAAACGGAGCAACGAUCAGCUCUGCAACUGUGGACGUUUGCCAGUACAAUCUUUAACAUCUAUCCAAAGACAUUUAACCGCAGUGCUGCUUGCACGUGGACACUACAGCGUUAUAUUUUAACAAAUUAUCCUUAAAUGGAACCUUAUAAUAACACUGAUGUAUUAUUCUAUUCCAGAGUAUUUAUAUAUUACCCUUAUUUAUCUUAUUUGUCAUUAUAUCCUGCGGUGAACAAUGAAGUUGUUGAAUCUGAAUGCCAAUUUUCAUUUUCAGUCUCCCAUAACGUGUAAUUAUUGAACAAGCUACGUCGUGAAACCUCAAUCUAAGAAAUCUUGUAACCUGCUGCAAACUUCGGUUUGUGCUAAAAGCCUGAUAAGUAAAGUGUGAUUGUGAGUUUGACCCAAGUGCCAAUUCAAAUGCCACCUUGGCAAAAUCUAACACAUUCCAAAGAUAGCACAGUACAGUACAGUACAGUACAGUCGUUACCUUGGACACAAUAUGUACACAGUGUGAACAGAGAUGAGGUCAAAGCGGAAAGAAAGAGCCCACUAUAGACUCUGGUCAUAGAUUUCUAUAGCUAUGUCAACCCUCUGCAUCUUUGGUGAAUUAUACAAGAUGUCUUGUCGGUGAAUGUGAACAAUAUUCAUUGUUAAAUCUGAAGUCACAUUGUUUGUGCUGUGGUUCCUUUAUUUGCCUGCUGCAAACACAAGGUUUGUGUUGUGAAAAGGCUCAAUUGUAAAUGCGGUUGUGUUCUUUUUACAAUCACAGUAAAAUAAGAUGGUUUUACUUGUUUCUGAGAAUUUGGUUCAGUUACGCAUCUUUGUUCAUUUUUGCUGCUUUCUUUUACAUGAGGAUAAUAAUUCAUGCUGUUGUCUGAUCAGAGACACGUCUGAACCCAGAGCAGAAGGAUUAAGCUCCAACUAGACACAACUGUGUCCACCAAAUAAGUUACUGAGAAACAAAUGUCGAUGCAUUAUGUGGUGUUCAUGAAAUCAAAUUGUACAGUUGUAAAAUUGUAGUACAUCUUACAAUUGUCAACAGUGACAGUUCUUUUGUCUCCUGUAAGGUGAUUACAAAGAUUUUUAUUGCGUUACUAUCUUCUGUCUCAAAUCAGGAGUUUAUUCUUUGAUGAUCAAAACCUCUCGCGUUUCUUUCUAGUAGUAAUAGGAGCCACUUUCCCAAGAUGCAUUGUGUUCUGACGGUGCCACAGCCCCUGAGCGUUCUGAUGCCUAUGAGCUGUUUUUGUGCGUUGCUUUGAGUCCGUGGGACUUCAGAUUUGUGUGCAGUUAAAUCAAGUGAGUCCUUUCUAUUGUUCAUCUUGUGCCUUCGAAUAAAACACUUUUGUAACAUC
Messenger RNA from Scophthalmus maximus (turbot), 6529 nucleotides. RefSeq names its product ATPase copper transporting alpha (gene atp7a). The coding region runs from base 282 to 4814 and encodes 1510 amino acids. Gene Ontology annotation, cellular component: membrane. NCBI's taxonomy places the organism in Eukaryota, Metazoa, Chordata, Actinopteri, Pleuronectiformes, Scophthalmidae. The record is from RefSeq and is a predicted model, not a curated record. Gene Ontology annotation, biological process: monoatomic cation transport. Gene Ontology annotation, molecular function: ATPase-coupled monoatomic cation transmembrane transporter activity; ATP binding; ATP hydrolysis activity. The transcript has 23 exons.